This is a messenger RNA of Phyllopteryx taeniolatus (common seadragon), 2413 nucleotides long. RefSeq lists its product as uncharacterized. The transcript is spliced from 4 exons. NCBI's taxonomy places the organism in Eukaryota, Metazoa, Chordata, Actinopteri, Syngnathiformes, Syngnathidae. The record is from RefSeq and is a predicted model, not a curated record. The coding region runs from base 1317 to 2000 and encodes 227 amino acids.
GAGGCAGGCAAUGCGUGGCAGGCGGUGAUGAGGGCAAGUGGCUGGCUUGGCGGCGUGGCGGUAGGAAUUCACUUGGCGACGAACAUGGAAGGAACACUGAGGACAAUGAGAGACACAGAGGUCAGAAAAGAGACGUGGAAUUGUGUAGCUUAGGUGGAGACUGGGGAGCCGUUGUACCCCGAGGGAAGCCAUACUCGGUGUUCGCUGAUUGGUCCACCUAACUUAUUAGGGUGGCCAAUCAGCAUACACCAUAAACUCUCUACACUCACGAGUGGCUGUCCUCAGUGAGGGUGGCUCCCACCCUCCGCCGCCGUUCGUAAUAUAGACGUGGGUCCACUUAACUUAUUAGGGUGCCCAAUCAGCGUACACCAUAAACUCUCUACACUCACGAUUGGCUGUCCACAGUGAGGGUACCUCCCACCCUCUGCCGCCGUUCGUAAUAUAAACGCCAUUGCCGUUCAAGGUAAGCUUCCUUUGAUUAAUUUCUUCACUUUACAUAGUUUUUAUUGGGUCCGUCCAAUGACUUAUUUGCGUCGUCGAAUGAAUUUGUUUGUGUCCACAAACGUUGCUUCCGAGUACAAGUACAACGCAGGUAAACGUGGUCAUCAUAGAGACCGUCAUCAUUAUUAAAAAUGAUUGUCGACACUUACAGGCGUUUCUUUACAGGAGAGGGUGAGCCGUCUGACCAGUAGCUAAUGGAAGCCGCCGCAGAAGUCGAGUCUCAGCGUGAGUGAAUUUAAUGUCUCUACUGCGUAGUCUGAGUGAGAAUGAAAUUAGACUGACAGCAAUGUCUCGACUCGACAGUGUCUGAGGAACCGUCAGCAGCCGCCUCAACCUCCGCCGCGUCCGCCUCUGCCGUAGGUGCACUCGCCAGAGGGAAGACAGCUGGCACAGAGUCGACCCCCGACACAAAGGUGCUGCCGAAGGGCUGGCGCCAAACUUUGCCGGAGACUGAGCACGAAUGGCUGGCCAAAGCGGUCUACGUCAAAGGCUCCGGUGGGAAAAUGGUCCUGACGUCGGAGCUGCAGCUAUGGUGGGACCCCCCCAAAACGCCACUUUAUUACACCCAGCCCCCCACCUCCUCCAAGGCCUUCUUCCACCACCGCUUCUUCCUCUGGGCGCCGUACAAGAUGUGGGGGUUGAAGCUGGCCUGCCCCCACUGCCGGCCCCACAGUGCCAAAUGGUACGUGUGGUUUGUCCUGUAAGGUAUGUGAGAGGUUUCCAGGCUGGCAACUCAGGUGGCAGCAUUUUCUGCGGAUAGUCUCGCCAUCGGAAAGGGCACGGAGGUGGCGCACUUCCCAAGUGUGAGCAGGUUGAUGGAGGCCAUUUUCAUCGAGCUGUGCCACAUCCACACUCAGGGGCACAGCCUGGCCGGAAUCCGGAUGAGCCGAUGGGGGCUAGUGAUGCGUGACUUCGGGCGCAUCAAACAGAUCUGCAGGUCUGCGCAGCUGCUGGCCGCCGCUCCCAUCCAGCUGGUGGAGGUCAAUCACCGGACCCUUUCACAGUGGUACAACCGGAAAAGCAAGGAGGAACUGGCCAGGGGCCUGUGCGUAGUGCUUCCGGCGCCCACCGCAGACCAGGUCGCAGCAGAGGCACUCCCACCAUCCAAGCCUUUACUGGAGAAGGCGGUGCAGACCAGUAAAGGCCUGGAAUACCACCACCCAAACGACACCUCUGGUCUGGCAGUCACUCACAGAGGGCCUGUCCUGCCAGAGCUUUUUGCAGCUUUUUUCAUCCUCCUCCUCCUCCGUCGCUGCUGCUGCUGCAUCCGCUUCGCCCUACUCCGCCACUGUCUCCGGUUUGUCUUCCUCCGCUACUGCUGCUGCUGCUGUGUUCGCUUCGUCCUCCUCCGCUGCUGCUGUGUCCGCUUCGUCCACCUCCGCUGCUGCUCACAUACGGGAGCAUCAGAUACGGCCGCAUAUGGGCUUCGCCACUCCAAGUGUCAGCACCCUCCCUGGCAGCAGUGGUGGUCCCAAAAGGAGAAAUGCAACUCAACAUAAAUGCAAGCUCUGUGGAAACCCCAAGUCAAAAGCAUUUGGCCACAGCCGUUACAGGAACGAGCACUUUUGCUCUCAGUCGGCAGGGCGUUUGGUGGAAGACUGCCUCGCUGAGAAGAAGAGGGACGAGGCACAAUCAAAGACCCAACAUCAGCCCGUACGCCAUCUGCUGCCUCAACCUCCCAACAAUCCCCCCCGCACCCCAAACACACAAUAGCAUCCAGCGUGGUGCUGUUGUCGUCGUCGCUUCUGACCACUUACCACUUUAUUUAUCUAUUUGUUCUUUUUAAAACGAUUGCCAAAGAUAUAUAGUGUUUCUUUAUUUUUAUUGAUUGAUUGACGACAACAAUGACGACAGUGUGUUUUUUGCUCUUAAAAAAAAUUGUUGGCUGUGUGUUGCUUUUUACAAAUAAAAG